This is a messenger RNA of Pelobates cultripes (western spadefoot toad), 24382 nucleotides long. Lineage: Eukaryota; Metazoa; Chordata; Amphibia; Anura; Pelobatidae. The record is from the annotation of a GenBank genome assembly.
AAUUAUUUAAACCUAAAGUCUACAAUUUCCUCCUCAACUAUAUAGAUAUAUAUAUAUAGAGAGAGAGAGGUUUAAAUGAUGUAUAAAACGGCCACAGUGUUGUUUUGCCCUAAUCUCCCUGUGAUCCCAUUCCUGGGGAGGGCUGUGGAUCUGGCGGAACCAAUUGUAAAGGGCUCUGUUUCCGCGAGCACCACUCACCGCCGUGCGCACCGGAAGAGCUUCGAGUCUUGUUACCAUGGAGAUUAAGACGCUACUUCCGUCCAUCCAAUAAACUGGGGGAGAUGGCGGAGGAUCAGGAGAAAUCGGUAACUGUCAAUGAGGAGGGCGCAGCGGGCUACGUUUCAGCGGUCCCCUCUCCUCCAUCUUUCUAUCGGCAGCUAGCGGCAUUAGCCUGGCAGAUGUUUUAUUCCUGCUGGUCCCAUCGGCCCGGGAUUAAUGUAUUAUUAGCUCAGUCCGAGAUAAGGGGUUUAACCAGGGUCACUGCAGCUCGCCUCCAGGAGCUCUGUGUCUGUAACCCCAUGGCAGCCAGGGAGGGGUAACCAGAGGGUGUCACUCUCUUCCCAUCAUGCUCAGGCAGCCAGGGAGGUGUAACUGAGACACAGUGGGUUAAACCAGAGGGUGUCACUCUCUUCCCAUCAUGCUCAGGCAGCCAGGGAGGUGUAACUGGUACACAGUGGGUUAAACCAGAGGGUGUCACUCUCUUCCCAUCAUGCUCAGGCGGCCAGAGAGGUGUAACUGGGACACAAUGGGUUAAACCAGAGGGUGUCACUCUCUUCCCAUCAUGCUCAGGCGGCCAGAGAGGUGUAACUGGUACACAGUGGGUUAAACCAGAGGGUGUCACUCUCUUCCCAUCAUGCUCAGGCAGCCAGGGAGGUGUAACUGGUACACAGUGGGUUAAACCAGAGGGUGUCACUCUCUUCCCAUCAUGCUCAGGCGGUCAGAGAGGUGUAACUGGGACACAAUGGGUUAAACCAGAGGGUGUCACUCUCUUCCCAUCAUGCUCAGGCGGCCAGAGAGGUGUAACUGGGACACAAUAGGUUAAACCAGAUGGUGUUGCUUUCUUCCCAUCAUGCUCAGGCAGCCAGGGAGGUGUAACUGGGACACAAUGGGUUAAACCAGAGGGUGUUGCUUCCUUCCCAUCAUGCUCAGGCGGCCAGAGAGGUGUAACUGGGACACAAUAGGUUAAACCAGAUGGUGUUGCUUUCUUCCCAUCAUGCUCAGGCAGCCAGGGAGGUGUAACUGGGACACAAUGGGUUAAACCAGAGGGUGUUACUUUCUUCACAUCAUGCUCAGGCAGCGAGGGAGGUGUAACUGGGACAUAGUGGGUUAAACCAGAGGGUGUCACUCUCUUCCCAUCAUGCUCAGGCGGCCAGAGAGGUGUAACUGGGACACAAUGGGUUAAACCAGAGGGUGUCACUCUCUUCCCAUCAUGCUCAGGCGGCCAGAGAGGUGUAACUGGUACACAGUGGGUUAAACCAGAGGGUGUCACUCUCUUCCCAUCAUGCUCAGGCAGCCAGGGAGGUGUAACUGAUACACAGUGGGUUAAACCAGAGGGUGUCACUCUCUUCCCAUCAUGCUCAGGCGGCCAGAGAGGUGUAACUGGGACACAGUGGGUUAAACCAGAGGGUGUCACUCUCUUCCCAUCAUGCUCAGGCGGCCAGAGAGGUGUAACUGGGACACAAUGGGUUAAACCAGAGGGUGUCACUCUCUUCCCAUCAUGCUCAGGCGGCCAGAGAGGUGUAACUGGGACACAAUGGGUUAAACCAGAGGGUGUCACUCUCUUCCCAUCAUGCUCAGGCGGCCAGAGAGGUGUAACUGGUACACAGUGGGUUAAACCAGAGGGUGUCACUCUCUUCCCAUCAUGCUCAGGCAGCCAGGGAGGUGUAACUGGGACACAGUGGGUUAAACCAGAGGGUGUCACUCUCUUCCCAUCAUGCUCAGGCAGCCAGGGAGGUGUAACUGGGACACAAUAGGUUAAACCAGAGGUUGUUACUUUCUUCCCAUCAUGCUCAGGCAGCCAGGGAGGUGUAACUGGGACACAAUGGGUUAAACCAGAGGGUGUUGCUUCCUUCCCAUCAUGCUCAGGCAGCCAGAGAGGUGUAACUGGGACACAAUGGGUUAAACCAGAGGGUGUCACUCUCUUCCCAUCAUGCUCAGGCAGCCAGAGAGGUGUAACUGGGACACAAUAGGUUAAACCAGAUGGUGUUGCUUUCUUCCCAUCAUGCUCAGGCAGCCAGGGAGGUGUAACUGGGACACAAUGGGUUAAACCAGAGGGUGUUGCUUCCUUCCCAUCAUGCUCAGGCAGCCAGAGAGGUGUAACUGGGACACAAUGGGUUGAACCAGUCGGUGUUACUUCCUUCCCAUCGUGCUCAGGCAGCCAGGGAGGUGUAACUGGGACACAAUGGGUAAAACCAGAGGGUGUUACUUUCUUCCCAUCAUGCUCAGGCAGCCAAGGAGGUGUAACUGGGACACAAUGGGUUAAACCAGAUGGUGUUACUUUCUUCCCAUCAUGCUCAGGCAGCCAGAGAGGUGUAACUGGGACACAGUGGGUUAAACCAGUGGGUGUUACUUUCUUCCCAUCAUGCUCAGGAAAGCAGAAUCCGGCGUUUGCGGGGUUAACCAGUGAAGCUCCUCAGCCCUCUGUCCUGAAUGGGACAUAAAUCACACUUUAGUGAUUAUCAGGAAUUAUUUCCUGAAUACAAAGCAGACAGAAUAAAAAAAAAUUGAAUUCUCCACAAUUGACACUUUAGUGAGUAACCCCAUUCCGUUAUUCAUUAAACAUCACAUUGAAAAUCAAAUUGUAAAAUUUAGCUGGAAAGUGCUAAUAGAACCUAGUAAGAUAUUGCAAAUGUCAGGCCUAUUUUUUAUUAAUGGAGCAUAACUUUCUUGCUAUCUUCUUUCUUGAAAUUGGCAGUUUAACCCCUUAAGGACACAUGACAUGUCUGACAUGUCGUGAUUCCAUUUUAUUCCAGAAGCUUGGUCCUUAAGGGGUUAAUAAAUAAGCCUGCUGAACAUACAAUUAAACCUGAAAGCACUUCAGCAAGCUUAAAGGAGUUUUAAUGUGCACCACAGAGCAGGAGAUAAGGAAUUCUAAAUUGUGCAAUAAAUGAAGUUUAAAAAUUAGAUUGCAGGAAGUGUGUAGGGAGGCAGUGUGCGUCUCAGCAAGGGGAGGCAUGGCUAGUGUUGUGUAAACAAAAUCAUUAACUUCUAUAUGGCAGAUAAUUGAUUCGUGGGUAAUGAACUGUAGACCAAAAGCACUUAAUUAAAGGGUCUCUAUUAACACCCAUGCCACUGCAGCUUAUUGAAGUGGUCGGGGUGCAUUGUCCCUGUCAGUUUAACCCUGCAAUUGUAAUUAUUGCAGUUAUUGAUAAACUGCAAUAAUUACAUUGUAUGGUUAGCUCCAACUCCUACCAGACAGCCACUAAGGGCACUUUCGGGUGGUUAGGCAACUUUUGUUGCCUAACUGAUGCUGGAUGUAUGAGUUGGCAUUACGAUGCUUUUCUAUUGGUAGUCCUAGUGGGAACACAUUGCUCACCGUGCAUGCUCAUUGCGUCGCUCCUGCCAACUGACAUCUGCGCUGGCUCAGGCUUUGCUGGGGAGACCUAAUGCGCAUGCGCGCCAAUGCCGCGCAUGCACAUUAGACCUCUCCAUAGGAAAGCAUUUAAAAUCUCACAGCGUGAGGACGUCCAGCGACGCUAUAGCACAGUUAAGCCUGAGCCAGCGCAGAGGGACAUUGGCGCUGGAAUCAGGUUAGUGACAAAUGUUUUUUUGGGGUUUUUUUUAACCCUUUCAUCACUGCAAGGGGGGUACUAUAGAGGAUUAUAGUGCUAGGAAUACAACUUUGUAUCCUAGCAAUAUAGUUUCCCUUUAAAGGGACACUGGAGGCACCCAGACCAAUUCAGCUAAUUGAAGUGGUCUGGGUGCAAUGUAAAACAUUGCAGCACUAAGUCUGCCCACAGUGGCUGUCUACUAGAAAGCCAUUAGAGGGCUUCCUGUAUCGAAACGGACCUUUGGUCUCGUAUCUGACGCUGGACGUCCUCACACUCUGCAUGAGGACCUCCAGCGUCAGUUUUUUAUCCAUCGGAAAGCAUUGAUUCAAUUGCCGCCAGAAGGGGCAAAGCCAGGACAUAGCACUGGAAAAAGGUGAGUAAAUAAAGUUUUAUACCCUUUAUUCGCCCGGCGGUGUGGUGCCAGGGAGAUGGGAGGCAGAGGGAGCUAUAGUGCCACAAAGAAAGUUUUGUAUUCCUGACACUAUAGUAUCCAUUUAAGCAAAAGUUGUUACCAGUGCUUAGGGGUUCUCAACCCAGUCCUCAAGGACCCCCUACCAGUCCAGGAUUUAGGGAUUACCUGGGUGUAUCUAAGGUGUGUUUUUUGGUUUUUUUUCUAAACACCUUAGACACACCCAGGUAAUCCCUAAAUCCUGGACUGGUAGGGGGUCCUUGAGGACUGGGUUGAGAACCCCUGCUUUUAGAGUGUCUUUUUAAUACAUUUUUUUACAACUCUCAAAUAUAUAUUUGUUAAAUAUCCUGGGCUGUAUUUCGUUGUGCCAUCUGAAUGUUGGUGCCCACUUUUUCUCAUAGGUCCUUGCAGACUCUUCUGGCUUGAGAAAAUCCCGUCUUAAGAAAGGUAUGAAGAUCCAUUUUGAUGUCAAAAUAAAGCUUAUGCAAAUUCUCUGUAUAAAUUCCACAUAUUUGCACUCACAUGGAUUUUAAAGCGGCACUGUCAUGGCCGAAUCACGUUGUUUGGUUUUUUUUACCCCCCCUCCCGACUCCACUACAUCUAAUUGUCCCCCUAGUUUCCACCAAAUGCCCCUAAGCCCCCCAUCUUACCUAUUUUUGCAUCUUUAUUUCGUGCCUAGACCUAGGUCAUUGGCACCACCAUCUUUGUGUGGGUAGAUGAAGUCUCUGUGGGGCACGCCACCUGCCCACACUAGAUAGCGCUGUGAAAUUCCCGCGCAUGCCAAGUUAAACACAAAAAGAUGUUUAACCCCACCCUCCCCCCAUUUUAAUUUAGAGCUCCCACCCACCAUUCAUCGGUGGGGGCUGGGUGGGAGGACAAUAGGUCCACCCCCCCUAUUUUAAUUUAGGGCACCCACCGCUUAUUGGAGGGGUUAGGGGGAUGACAGUAGCUCCCCUCCCCCAUUUUCAUUUAGGGCCUCCACCCGCCACUCAUGGGUGUGGGACGGGGUGGGACUAAUAGGUCAUCCCCCCAUUUUCAUUUAGGGCCUCCAACUGCAGCUCAUGGGUGGGGGCUGGGUCCCCCCUUUAGUUUAAAAGUCCCCAAUAAAGCGGCACAGGUGGGGGCUCGGGAAGGGGUACACUAGGGCUGCUCACUGUUUAGUAGACAUGCCCCUACUCGCGGUAUAGUAGUAGGGGCAUGUCUACUAGUACUAGUAAAUUUGUAAUUUAGUAAAUUUGGCUGAAAGACCAAUCUUGGUAUUUCAGCCUUUUGGUAGAUAGCUCCCUGCUACCGUGGGAAUUAGGGAGUUAUCUACUAAGCGGCUUCAAGAUGCAGCCGCGGCACAAAGAGAUCAGCAAGAUUUGAAUGAAAUUCUGAUCCGAACAAAGUUCCGAAUUGCGUCCUGACACGAAUGGAGAAACUGUUCUCAUUCUGUUAGGACGAAAUUCUGUAGUUUCGCCGGCGUUCUGUCUAAAAUGAAUACUGACACAUUGCUCCUCCGCUGGUCAUAGAUGGUCAGACAUAGGAAACCUCCAUAAGAUAAAUAGUCCCUACUUUGUCUUAUGUUUUAAAGAAAACUAGAGCAGACAGGAAGAAAUAAAGAACAGAUCCUGACAGAGGAAGAUAAGAGGAAUCGAUUAAAGAGACACUCCAGGCACCCAGACCACUUCUGCCCAUUGGAAUGGUCUGGGUGCCAACUCCCACAACCCUUAACCCUGCAAGUGUAAUUAUUGCAGUUUUCAUAAACUGCAAUAAUUACCUUGCAGGGUUAAGUCCUCCCCUAGUGGCUGUCUACUAGACAGCCACUAGAGGGCACUUCCGGGAUCAUAGCACAGAUUAACUGUGCUAUAACGUCGCUGGACGUCCUCACGCUGUGAGAUUUUAAAUGCUUUCCGAUGGAGAGGUCUAAUGUGCAUGCGCGGCAUUGGCGCGCAUGCGCAUUAGGUCUCCCCAGCCGGCGGGCAGCAUCAGUCUCCCCCGCCGGCUGACGUAAUGAAGGGGGGGAGCGGCGGCGGAGGAAAAAGCAGAGAUAUGGGACAUGUCGCUGCCUCUGGUAAGUGACUGAAGGGGUUUUCACCCCUUCAGCAACCGGGAAUGGGAGGUGGGAGGGAGAGGGGACCUGCAGUGCCAGGAAAACUGAAUGUUUUCCUGGCACUGGAGAGUCCCUUUUAAAGAAAGGUAGGUUCGGCAUGACAGUGCUGCUUUAACACUUCCUGGCAGAUGAUUUUCUAGACAUUUCACUUAAAUCAGUACUAUUGUGCUAGGAAUACAAAAUUGUGUGUCGUCUGUGUACGUGAUGUCCCAGAUACCUACUUACUCUUAAUACUCUUCAUAUUAGCUUUCUCCAAAAGUCGCCAUUAUAGACCAAUGGGUAUAUUUAUGGUGUACAGUCAGGUCCAUAAAUAUUGGGACAUCGACACAAUUCUAAUCUUUUUGGCUCUAUACACCAACACAAUGGGUUUGAAAUGAGAUGUCACAAGAUGUGCUUUAACUGCAGACUUUCAGCUUUAAUUUGAGGGUAUUUACAACAGUUUGUAUAUGUGCCUCCCACUUUUUAAGGGACCAAAAGUAAUGGGACAGAUUAACAGUCAUAAAUCAAACUUUCACUUUUUAAUACAUGGUUGCAAAUCCUUUGCAGUCAAUUACAGCCUGAAGUCUGGAACGCAUAGACAUCACCAGACGCUGGGUUUCAUCCCUGGUGAUGCUCUGCCAGGCCUCUACUGCAACUGUCUUCAGUUCCUGCUUGUUAUUGGGGAAUUUUCCCUUAAGUUUUGUCUUCAUCAAGUGAAAUGCAUGCUCAAUUGGAUUUAGGUCAGGUGAUUGACUUGGCCAUUGCAUAACAUUCCACUUCUUUCCCUUAAAAAAUACUCUUUGGUUGCUUUUGCAGUAUGCUUUGGGCCAUUGUCCGUCUGUACUGUGAAGCACCAUCCAAUGAGUUCUGAAACAUUUGGCUGAAUAUGAGCAGAUAAUAUUGCCCGAAACACUUCAGAAUUCAUCCUGCUGCUUUUGUCAGCAGUCACAUCAAUAAAUACAAAAGAACCAGUUCCAUUGGCAGCCAUACAUGCCCACGCCAUGACACUAUCACCACCAUGCUUCACUGAUGAGGGGCAUGCUUUGGAUGAGCAGUUCCUUUCCUUCAACAUACUCUUCUCUUCCCAUCACUCUGGUACAAGUUGAUCUUGGUCUCAUCUGUCCAUAGGAUGUUGUUCCAGAGCUGUGAAGCCUUUUUUAGACGUUGUUUGGCAAACUCUAAUCUGGCCUUCCUGUUUUUAGGCUCACCAAUGGUUUACAUCUUGUGGUGAACCCUCUGUAUUCACUCUGGUGAAGUCUUCUCUUGAUUGUUGACUUUGACACACAUACACCUACCUCCUGAAGAGUGUUCUUGAUCUGGCCAACUGUUGUGAAGGGUGUUUUCUUCACCAGGGAAAGAAUUCUUCAGUCAUCCACCACAGUUGUUUUCCGUGGUCUUUUGGUGUUGCUGAGCUCACCGGUGCGUUCCUUCUUUUUAAGGAUGUUCCAAACAGUUGAUUUGGCCACACCUAAUGUUUUUGCUAUCUCUCUGAUGGGCUUGUUUUGUUUUUUCAGCCUAAUGAUGGCUUGCUUCACUGAUCGUGACAGCUCUUUGGAUCUCAUAUUGAGAGUUGACAGCAACAGAUUCCAAAUGCAAACUUGAAAUGAACUCUGGACCUUUUUAUCAGCUCCUUGUAAAUGGGAUAAUGAGGGAAUAACACACACACCUGGCCAUGGAACAGCUGAGCAGCCAAUUCUCCCAUUGCUGUUGGACCCUUGAAAAGUGGGAGGCACAUAUACAAACUGUUGUAAUUCCUACACCGUUCACCUGAUUUGGAUGUAAAUACCCUCAAAUUAAAGCUGGAAGUCUGCAGGUAAAGCACAUAUUGUUCAUUUCAUUUCAAAUCCAUUGUGGUGGUGUAUAGAGUCAAAAAGAUUAGAAUUGUGUCGAUGUCCCAAUAUUUAUGGACCUGACUGUAUGUUAGGGUACCCCUCCACCAUCUUGAAAUAAUUACCUAAUGAAUUUAGAAAGUGUUUUAUAACAUUCAUACUUGAUUUCCAAGCCUCUUUCCAUGACAUUACUUUGUAUUUUUCUUAAUAAGAAUGUCCAAGCUACUGUUUUUUUCACUAUUCACUAUGUGUAUGAUUUAAUACCCACAGGGUUAUUACCUACAUUUUUAUUUCUUGGGAAUUCGCCAGUGAAGUGCAAUUUCAAAGCCAGAUUAUCUGAGUUUGAAAAUUUAGAAAAGUUUUUAGUUCUACUCUUUUGUCCUGAAACGGACACUUUCUCUGAUUUUCUCUAAUUCCUGACAAUAUGUGAUUUAGUGGAUAGCCUGCCUGUGUAUGACUUACUAACCAUUUGUUUUUCUGCAGCUCCAGAACUUCCUAUACUAGAGAGACGAAACUGGCUUAUUCAUUUGCACUACGUCCGGAAGGAUUAUGAGACCUGCAAGGUGAAAACAAUAUAUUACCAUACCUCACUUCCUAUGAUGGAACCCUAAAAAGAGUGGUUUCAUAUUUACUGUAGAUGAACCUGGUGUUGUAUUCAGGAGAUUGAAAAUAUAAAAGUGAAAUGCUGAAAACCUCCUAUGCAAAUACUAGUUCGAUAUAUCGUCUGGUGCUACUACUUUCAAUGUACUACACUUAAAGCUCCUGCAGGUAGUCAUGUUUCUACAUUGAGUCCUUGAAACAUGUUAUAUUACGUUGGAUACACAGCUUUGUUGUGUAUUUUGAUCUGUUAUUGGCUUAUUUGCAGUUUGAAGAUUCCAUUAAAAACCCUUUAAAAAAUUAUUUAAAGUGAUCGACUAACGUUUCCUACACCCAUGAUUGUAGAGAUCAGUGAUGUUCUUGUUUAUAACGUAGGUUAGAAGAAUGCUCUAGUCUAGAAGAAUCUCAGCAUUGAUUUAAAAAUAAUUCCCAAUUCUGGAAAUAUUCAAAACAUUCAUUGAUUUCUCCAGCUUGCUAUUAAGGAACAGCUACAGGCAACGGAGGGAGUGUGUGAAUAUGCCAUUUAUGUACAAGGUGAGUUAUUUUUACACAUUACCCAAGACCCCUACUCUUGCUAAAAGCACAUACAUCUCAGUCUUAUUGCUAUCUGAUUUAUAAUUCUGUUUUGGUUUAUUCACAUUUCCACACAUCAAAUCUUUCAUUUCUACUCAGGCAUUUUCAAAACCUCUGAAGCAAUUCUUCCUUCACCGAUUCCUUCCAUUUAAAAUUCUAUUCCUGUAUUUCAGAUAUCACUUUCUUCCUAUGCAGCAUAGGUCACAUAUACCCAUAACACCAUCCCAUCGUUAAUGGUGGAAAUACACUUUGUACACCCUUAACCAUCCAAACAGUCCAAUGGUCUUUGGAGAUUUUAAUAACGAUCUACAAUUUCUAAGGAAAAAUAACAAGCACAUCCCUUUCUGUUCUCAGUGUUCAUUUUCCCACGUUAGGUUGAAUGAGAAUUAUACACAUAGUGAGAUAAACAUCCAGGGCAUGUCCCAUGUACAGUUAAGAUGAAAACAGACCAGGCAUUUCCCUUAUGGGACUAUACAGGUACGAGUAAUAUAUAGCUAAAAGAAGGCAGACCGCUUGACUGCUUAGUUUUUCAAAAUAUUUGUCCAAUAAUUUUAACUCCUUAAACCUUUAUUUUGCUGUGUGGCAGAGAUGCAGUGGAAUGCAACUGUCACUAGUCUAAUACUAUCCUUACCUUUUGUGUCACUUUACCCCACUCCCUCUAACAUGUAAGCUAACUGAGCAGGGCCCUCAACCCCUCUGUUCCUGUGCGUCAAACUUGUCUGGUUACAACUACAUGCGUGUUCGUCCACCCACUGUAAAGCGCUGCGGAAUUUGUUGGCACUAUGUAAAUAAUAAUGAGGUGCCCUUUAAAUGAAUGUGCAGUUUGUUACAAAUUUGUGUUUUGAGCAUGUCCAGAUGGAACAAUAUUCAACUGGCCUGGAUAGGGACUGAUCUAUCAUGAUCUCCUUUGCUACUAUAGACCAGAGUAGUUUAUUGCAAUUCCACCACAUAUCAUUAAAUUGCUUCUCUCCAGCAUGGCUCUAUUGCUCCUGUGUGCAAGUGGAUUUUGUUUAUUUGGAAUUAGUUAACACCUGUUUCUUGUAACUUUGAUGAUGCUACUUCUUCAGUCGUGAUAUCAAAUGCUUUCAGAUCUUCCAUUUUUAUCAGUGUGUAGAUAAGAUUAAUGUAUAUUGUUUACAUUGUAUUGGCUAUAUUAUUUGAUAUUUUGCCUACCGUUUUUUUCUGAUGCAUUUGUAUCUGUGACAGUUACUUAAAAUAUAUGCAUUGCCUUGUUGAGUAAAGUAAGCGAUUACAUUUUGUAUUCCAUCAUUUCCAAUACUCCUCCAUGUACACAAUUCCCUCCUGUGUUCAUCUGUAUUUAUAUAUUCUCAUUUAAGCAUUAAUCCUCCGACUGGAGGGGAAGAUCCAGGAAUCUCUUGAGCUCUUCCAGACAUGUGCAGUCCUGAAUCCCACCAGCUCUGACAACCUAAAACAAGUUGCACGGUCCCUGUGAGUGACUUUGUUCUGACUUUUUCAGCACCUACUAUGUCAUCUUUCCAAAUUCUUAAAAAUUAUUUUAUACUAGCUAUGCCUUUUGUGCCCAGGCUAUUUCAAAUAUCCCACUGCAUCAAUAAUAUUAUCCUUCCUUUUAUUUUAUUUUUCUUCUUUCCCUUUAACAGUUUUAAAUUCCUCCCUUUGUUCUUUGAAUGUCUUUGUUUUCCAACAUCCACAUCUUGAGAAGUUAAUCAGUCAGUUGAUUUGCGUGUAUUUAGGGAUCUGUUUACAAACUCCAUAGCUGUGUGUCCUGGACAGUGAUUGGAAACGCAGAACUUACUCUGUUAAUUCAUCGCUUUUUAGGUCAACCUUUUCUCAAAUUUUUUUUCUUCUUUCUUAUUAUUCUAUUUAAUAAACUACAAUUUUUAUUUGAAUUAUUUCUCCUUUUGAAUUCUGUAUUCAUAUACCCUAAAGAUAUAUUGUUACAGGUGCCUGUCAAAAUAAAUGUACACUUAUGUAAGCAAAAAUAUGAUAUAUGUCCCUGUGUUAAUGCACAUUGCUCAUACAUACCUGAAAUAUAUCCUGUAUGUGCAUAUAGCAUAGUAACUUGCCCUGCAGUAUAGUUUGAUGCAGUUUUGGGCAUGAAUAAACUUAUCUGUUGGUCUCCUUUUGAUGCCAGGCUGCUCUGCUGUCCCUGCCCGCCAUGCUCUGUCUCCUCGGUGAGGCCCAGCUUUGGAAGCAGUGCAGUGAUAGAGUUACAGGCAGUGUGACAGCCUAUUAUAUUUCCUGUGUGUGUCUAUCACUGAGCUGCUUUCGCACUCAGCCAAUGCCUACACAGCCAAAGAAUUGGGGCUACAGGGCCUCAUAUUUGGUUCUGUGGCCCCCUAGUAUUCUGAGCCUGGGAACAUGACUUUAUCAAGCACAUCAUUCGGGCAGCUACAUCAUUCUAAAGAUUAGUUUAUUAGUGUAUUUGGUCAGUUUUGUGUACGGUAUGUUUUUAAUUAAUACAGAGUUAAACUGUUUCCCUUGGCUAUAGUCUAUGGACAUUACUAUAUAUCAAAAAACUAUUUAAUAAUCAUUUACAAAAUCCAAAUUUCUUCUGUGGCUGUAACCUUUCUUAAUUUUCUCUUCCUCAUUUCCCCGACACUCUAAUCCACCUAAUCAAUUGUAAAAUAUAGCACACUGAAACUCAAAUAGCAAACUUUAAGCAAGCUGUGACAAUUAUUCAGAGUUUAGUGAUUAAACUCCCCCGUUUCUUGUUUGAAGGUUCUUACUUGGGAAGCAUAAAGCAGCAGUUGAGGUGUACAACGAGGCAGCAAGACUCAAUCAGAAAGACUGGGUAUGUACAAAGGUCCAUCCCUAUUGUACUAUGUAUCUGUGUAUACACACAGACAGAUACUUACUGAUGCAAUUUUGGAUUUAAUCAUGAUGGCUUGAAUAAUGCAUAUAUACCAGAAUAUGGCUCAUCAAGGGUGCAUCCUUGUAUUUCACGGGUAACAUUAUUUUAAGGAACAAAAUUAUCAUGUUAUUAGCCAAGCAAAUUACUAGAACAAUGUUAUAUAUUAAAGGGACACUCAAGAUCCUGUAGCACUUCAGCUUUAUGUCCAAAGAGUGUUUAACCAAAUUUACCUUUGGUAAAUAUAAGAAUUGCAAAUCCAGUUGAAAUUAAUUUAUUUUAACCAAAAGUUGCCCUUUUGUGUCAAAUUUAGGAACAUGUCAAAUCCCCAAAGCACUUUCAUUUUACAAAAGUGCAGAUUUCAAUAGAAAUUGGCACUUUUAUUUGUGAACUUUGUUAAACCCUGCACAGCACAGUGUCAAUCAGACAACGGCUCUGUUACUUCCUGGUUGUUUAGCUCAGUAGAGGGAAACUUAAGAGGCAGCAAUUGCCCAGAGCCCCUGACUUCUCAUUGAGCUGUAAUGGGAAGCCUGUGGACAGUUUCAUUAAUUGUGGCCUGGGGAGGACAUACCCCAGGUGAAAAAAUGAAUAAUUAAAUACAUACAUGUUUUCAUUUGGUGUAUAUUUACUAAACUGUGAAUUUUUUACAUUCUCUUUUUUUAUAUUUGGGUAGUAGUGUCCUUUAAAUUGGCCCUCUAGCCCGGAAUAGACCCCUUUUUUAAUGCACUACACAGAUAAUGCAUUGAAACAGGCAAAAAUAAUAAAUUACUAUUCAUAAAUAAAACAAAAAAACAAACACAUUUGACAUUUUCUCUAAAACCCUAGGCUUUGAAGUGUCUCUAACUAUGAUUGCCUUACUCCACUUGUUUGAUGCUUCUUGUAGAAAAGUAAGGUAGCCAAUUCUUCUGUGAAAAGCAUUCAGUGUCAUUCUGCUGUGUGCGGUUACUCCGACCCUGAAGACCUUUCAAAAACAAAGAUUGUAAGGAAGGAGUUCCUCAGUCUACUGGCUGCCUGUACUCUUGGACAAAUGUAAAUACAGCCUUUUCUCGGAAAUGGCAAUGUUUUACAUUGUUUGAAUAAACCUCUAUGUAUCAAAACCAAUACAUAAAUAUAUAGUGGUCUUGGUGCUUAGUGUCUGUUUAACUUUCAGUAUUACUCAGGACAGCGAGGGUUUUUGGGAGCUGUAGUUCAGUUGUUCAUUUUCAGAAGUCAGUAUUUAUUUUAUACCAUGCAGUUUGGGAGGCACAGAAAGAAUGGGAUUUUGGAGCAAAGGGCCCCUUCAACUCUUCAUCUAAAAAUAAAACACCUAAAAUCUAAAUUUGUCUAUAGGAGAGAUUACAAUAUCUACGCUGGGAGAUACAGAUAUCUAUUUCACACUGUGAAUUGAUAUUGUCAUUGAUGGGCAAUGCAGGGCAGUUCUCUCCUCAAAGAUUCGGUUUUUCUCCUUACACAUUCCAUCUCAACUGAGAUUUAUAUCAUUUUUGGCUUUUUUUGCUUCCAAGGUCUUCCAUGACUAAGAAUAUAUUUAAGACAGCUAACGGGUCGUAGGAUGUUAUUGUGUCUGUGGUUUGAUGAUUUUAUUCAUCAGAGUAUAAAGGUUUUCAUUUCUUAUUUUUUUUUUAUAUUGUAGGAGAUAUGUCACAAUCUCGGUGUUUGCUAUCUGUAUCUGAAAGACCUGAGCAAGGUGAGCAGAGGUUUGUAGGGCUGAAUAAUAAAUAGCUUGUUUUGGGGCAACAAAAUGUAUUUAGACAUUUCUACACAUAGUUUAUAGCUGCACUACACAGACCACUCACACACUAACGGCUUCACUCUCCUGUUUAGUGUGAAAACUGUCUACUUAAUUCUUGGGUUUUGUUUAAUUAUGCAACUAAUGAUGAUUCUCCUCUAUCUUUGUUUUGUUGUGUGUGUGUGUUUUUUGUAUGUUUGUUUUUCCCACUGAAGAGCAAGGAGCAGCUCUCUCUGGCUAUGCAACUGCACAGGCAAGAUCUCAGCGCCAUGAUCCUGGGCAAGGUUUAUCUUAUGGAAGGAGACACUGAGUCGGCAAUUCAGACCUAUUUGCAAGCUCUGCAGUAAGCUUUUGUGAAUAUAUGCUUUUUAAGAGAAUGUAGACAAAUUACAUACACCAUGCAAUAUACGGUGAGACCUGCAGUAAGUUUUUGUCUUGGAUCAGAAGUAUUGUCUGGUUCCUGGGUCUGCUGUAUAGUGCAGUGAUGAUGGAAUUUGCCAUCUGGUAACUUCUACAUUUGGAUACUACAGUAGUAUGGUGAAAAGCCCAAAGUUUACGCUCCACCUUUUCUUGUGUAUGUGAGUGUAUAUCUGUCUACCUAAAGACUAUUACUUUCCUUUGAAUUUAAAGUUUAUUUCUGUUAUCUGUAACAAAACCGUAACAUAAAAUAGGACAUCUGUAUCUGUGUAAGUAAACGUAUUGAAUGAAUGAUGGGGUAUGUUAUAAAAUGUUUAAGGGGCACUGCAGACCUCUAACGCAACUUUAGCUUGCUGUAAAGCUUUAUGUGCACAGAAUGUGUUUUUUUUUUUUUUUUUGCAAAAAGUUUAGAUUUCAAUAAAAAUUGACACUUUUACAAACUAACUUGGUUACACCCCCAGGUCCUGCUAUUUCCUGGUUUGGUUAGCUCAGUGGAGCUAAACUCAAGAGGCAGCAAUUGCCCAGAGCACCUGCCUUGCAAAGACUUCUCAUUAAGCCGCAUUGGGUAGGCUGUGAUUGGACCGCCACAGAAAGUCUGGGCGGAGUUAUAAGGGGAGGGUUUGUAAAGGCAGCAGACAAGAGAACUGCAGGUUUUGCAAGCUGUUUUUAGAGUUACCCCCUAUGAAAAAAAACUUAUAAUUAAAUGCAUGCAAGAUUUCAUUUGGAGUAUAUCUUCUAUUAUUUUUUUAUUUAUUUUGUAUUUGGGCAUUGGAGUGUCCAUUUAAAUAAAAGAACAAAAACAUUCUGUACAAUGUUUUUAAAAUAGUGUCCAUUAAACGUGGCGUGAACACGACAAUAUAAACAUGUGAUCCAUCGAACAUAACAUUUUCUUUCCAUGUUAUUUUAAAAGAGAAUGCAACAAAGGUAUAACGAGUGAUAGGGAAAGUAGGUGAGGGUUAAUAAACAAUGCAGGGGGACGGACGGUACCAGCUGAUUUGAGAGCCAUAAAAACAGCUGAGCCUGGGAGGGACUGCUCAGAUUCCAUUUUAUAUAUUUUUUUAACAAGCAACAAUUUAAGAGCUAUUUAACUGUUUUUGACCUAAUUUGGCAGGCAUAGUUUGAAAGCUGUUUUCCUGUCCUAAGCACAAUGGAAGGGAGAGUAGGUUUAGGAUUGAGCUGUGUUAGUCAUGAUUUAUACAUUUUUGGAGCUGUCCAUAUAAACAAAGCUGUAGAGAUUGAAGGACUACUAUAUACAGGAUUAAACAGUGGAAAAUAUAAUUAGCGAAAGCACUUAGAAAGUGACCUCACUGCUUUGCACAUUUCUUACAAUAAACAAGAGAAGAGUUAUGUGAUUCUAUUAAAAAUGUAAACACCGAUCUCAUUGUUGUGGGCUUCUUGUAUUCUUUCGCAAACUGAGCCCAUUGUUCCUCGUGCUUGGCGUGACGCCACAUAAGUCCAGUUUUACUUUCAGUCCCCCAUCUUAAUUACAGGGGUCUCUUCGUCCACAUGUUGCAGCUGCUAUUCCAAAGCUAAUUCACUGCCCUACAUCGAGUUCUUUGUCACAAAUUCUGGAAUCCAUGUAGUGAGAAUUGUAGCAUUAGUUAGAUCUAGAAAGUGAUGUGAUAUGUGUAAGGUUAAUACAUUUGUGAAUUUUUUUGCUUGUCCCUUUCACAGAUUAUCUCCUGAAAGCACUGAAUUGCUGACAACAUUAGGACUAUUGUAUCUACAGGUAAAGAAUUAUAGAUGAAUUGUCCCGUAAUGAAUCCUACCGACCAGCUUUCGCUCUACCACACUUUGCUGUGCUCUGGGUGUGAAUUGUAUCUUUGCUGUCCUCUUUGCCUCCUGACGGUCCCAUUUUCUGUCUGUCAGUUGCAAUCAAUGUAUCCUUUAGAAUAUUCACUUAACUCUGAGAUAUAGAGGAUUGACAAGGUAUUUGCAUAUUUUAAGCCAAAAUAGGUAAAUUGAAAAAAUUCUUCAGCUUGUUUAUUAUUUUUCCUGCUUGUCCGUUUUUUGGUAUACAAUUUGCUAGUUCUCCGCAAUUCCCAAUUUAUUGAAAUAUUUACAUUUUUGUUUGGUCAGAGCUGCUAUCUACUUUGUCUUUAUUACAUGUGUCACAUUGUCCUCUGUCUUGAUUAUGGACACAUAAUUCCAUACACACUGUAGCAGUAGAACAAGCAUAGAAGAGAGCAGGGUAUGAAAAGAGAGUGAAGUCCUAAACAAGACUGCACAAUAUGGGCAUACUGUUAUUAGCUAGUGCCACAGUGACACAAAUUGCAAAACAAGGGAAUGCUCCGACAAUGCUUGUGUUUGUUCAAAUCUUCAUUUCCUAUAUUAGAUGAUCUCAUAUGCAGGAGGUAGACAUGCCCAUAAUGCAGCACGCUCCUCUCAUUCUAACUCUCCUCUUCAAUCCUGAGCUCUUUUUCUUCUCUCUCAGGAGGAAGAUGGAUUAAUACAAACUCUAACUGAAGUUAGAUUAAUCUUUUUACAAGCCUGGAAUUAAUGAUUUGUUCCCUGUUGAGGGAUACCUGCUCAGUCCUAUAUGGCUGAGUGGUUAAUAGUGGAGUGCAUAGGAUACCAAUGUUCUCCAGGCAGUCUGCAUGUACUCUGAAAGGCCACAUGCAGAGUCUGAUAUUUUCCUGGAUUGUCUACCGAUGCCUAAUCAUGAAGGUCCCUUAGAUUGAAUACCAAUGUGAACACCUGGGCUUGAGCUCCAGGUGGGGUAUAUUCUCUCUGUUAAAGGUUGUAUUCUUCAGAGACACAUGAAGUCUGAUCCUUGGACCAGUGAGUCUUGGAUGAAUGGGGUUUCUUCAGUUUUUUAGCUUGGUUUUCAGCAUCUCCCUUCUCUGGAUUGGUUCCUGCUGUUUCAUUCUUUCCACAAACCUCUGAAGGCUUUCUAGACUACGGGGCUGAAGUAGAAAUUAAUGUAAUUUCUCCUGUUUUGGUUCCGGAACAGGAUCUGGGGUUCUACUUGAACCUGUUUAUGAUCCAAAAGGAGAAGUAUACAGAUGCGAACCUAUCUAUGAACCUGAGAGAUGGUCUUCCAGCUUGUUCCUCAGGCUUCCCACUUUCAAAAAAAUGGACAGCCUACAAUCUGUUCAGACUUCAGUGCAGGACAGCCAUGUAGCAGAACGCUGGUCUCUCACAGACUAUUUCCGCUGGUAGUCCAGGUGUGGCUCAGGAUCAAGUAGUAACCCCAGGAGAAACAUCCACAGUAAUAGAAUAAUCCAACAGCGUAGCACAAUCAGCAAUACAAUCCAAUAAUAUCCCAUCACCUUUCCCAAUAGCUGGACGACACAGAGUAUCAGGAGCAGAACUGCACUUUUAUUCCACAACCCCUGCUUUUAUGCCUCUCUCCCACUGCAAGGGAGACACCCACAAUACUAUGUACAGUCACCAAUCAGAUACAUGUUACCUCCCACACAUCUCCUCCCCUCUGCCUGUGAUACAAUUAUCUCAACACAAUAGACUAACUUAAUUAUCACAGGCAGAAAAUAUACAGUUUUUACACACAUGCUGUAACGUUAAAAAUAUACAUCCAAUCUUCCUAAAACAUACAUUUUCAGAAUCAGCAUACUUAAAAAUAUAAACAUACUCAAAAAUUAGGUCAAUCAGUUCAGGGGUUAAAAAGUUAGGUGAAGGUCCCUUUAGGACCACUGAAGCAUGGCUUUCCAGCCCAAACCAGUUCCAACUAGUCUGGCAGUGUGCCUGGGACAACACCCUGCUGGACAACAAUGGGACAGGAAACGGGGAGGGGUACACCUUCCUAUACACAAUCUAUACACAGUCUAAUAGAAGUCCAUACACUGUGCUUAAAGGGCCAGUAGCCGCGUAAUAAAAAUCCCUUAUGCCCAAAUAUGUUCUUAAAAGGCAAUACAUCCCAGGGGCUGUAGUCACAGGGCAGGAGGCGGGCAAGCAGCCCCCUCCAAAAACUCAUGGCAAACUCCUUUAAAGGGGCAAGUUUGCUACAAGCCAGUUCAUGACAACUGGACGGGAAGGAAUGUGCUGACGUAUUGCAAUAAGAGUGUUUAUAACUCCUCUGGUUGUGAGGGAUUUUAUCCAAUAUAUCACAAUUUGUGGGUUCUUAUCCAGAAGAAAAUUAAUUUGUCAGAUAAGACACGUUAUAUAUUGUGUUUGCGAUUUACCUGAACUUAAACAAGGUCAUUUUGCUUAUUUUCUAUCUUUCUGACUUGUUACAGAAUGGAUUGUACCAGAAAGCCUUUGAAUAUCUUGGGAAUGCUCUGACUUACGACCCCAGUAACUAUAAGGUGAAGAAACUAAUGUAUUCUAUAGAGUGGCUGUACAGUAUUAGACAGGAGACUCAAUUAAAAAUCCACAAUUCUUUGAAUGCACUUUAAACUGAAUGAAAAAAGUAAUAAUUGUACUAGAAAAUAUAACAUUUUAACUCUCAACAAUAAAUGAUGUUUCAGCUCUCUUACACCUCUUAGCAUUUAAGGAGGCACCCUUAGCAACAUAACUACCAUAGUUCAUUAUUGGUGCUGUCCCACCUGUUUGUGUCAAACCCUGUUUGGAAUUUUGACAAGAAAUGCUUUUCCCGGUACCUACAAGCCAUUCCCUCCACUAAUGCAAAAGUGACAGAAAACUGUGACAUUGAUGCGUACAGCUGUACUCGGACUGAUUAAAGAUGAACGACGUGAGCAGAAGUAGGGACAAAGCUAAUGUAUUUUUCUUUUAUUUCAGAAAAUGUGAAACAAUACACAAAGUAUAGGUUAGAAUGUGCAUGGUCUUUGUAUGUAAUGUGUAAUAUGUCUUUCCCAGGCUAUAUUGGCAGCGGGCUGUAUGAUGCAGUCUCAUGGGGAUUAUGAUGUGGCCCUCAGUAAGUAUCGUGUGGCCGCCUCAAGUGUUCCUGAAAGUUCUCCACUCUGGAACAAUAUUGGCAUGUGCUUUUUUGGCAAGAAGAAGUUUGUGGCAGUAAGUGUUUUCUGACUGUAAACAUUUCUUUCUGUCCAUCUUAUUUAUAUAUAUAUAUAUAUAUAUAUAUAUAUAUAUAUAUAUAUAUAUAUAUAUAUAUAUAUAUAUAAUUGAAUAAUUUAAUUAAGAACAUCAAAUCCAUGUAUAUAGUUGUUAAACAGCAGCUUGACAAACGAACACAUUUGAACAAAACAGUUGAGCAGGAAACCAUGUCGAAAAUCUUAAUUUUGGCCUAAAUGUUGUACUUUGUCAAUUUCUCGCUCACUCGUAUUCUCUGUUUAGUGUGAGAACUCCAACAAUGCUUUCUCAGAGAACAAUACAUACAGAGACUUGUUUUUUCUUUCUGCUUUUUUGUUUUUGUUUUUUUUGGCACUGCUAGUGUGCAAUACACUAUUUUACAAAUAUAGUGUGGACUAUGGCAGGAGGCACCUCAGCAUAUCUACUCAACAGUGAUUUUUGAUGCAGACAGGAUUCAGGACAUGUCAUUUUUUUAAAUGAAUUUUUCCAGUGGUUUUUAUUUCCUGAUUCACAGUUAUUACAUGGAUACGCUUUUCCUUAUAUAUGAAUUAAGUUCAUUGAAUAAUUGGUGUGCAUUCUAGGAAUUCCAAUUUCUUAGUAAAUAUUGAUGUACAUAUUAUGGAUUUUUUUUUUUUUUUUGAUUGAAGUGAUGCACUAAUGAAUUACCUUGUAUAAUACAUGAAUUAAAACGCUUCUUCAUUUUUUUCAGCAGUUCUUUUGGUGUGCGUUAUCAAUAUUUUGUAUUUGCUAUAUUGUGAUUAAACGUUUUUUUACUCAUGAUCAUUAGGAGACAGUCUAAAUAUGUUUGUGCGUCAGUAAGCUUCAUUUUAUAACUCUUUUACUCUUUCUCUGCAGUACUGUUGAAUUUAUUUAUUUUUAUAUCCUAAACAGUCUAAAUUUUCAUUAUGGCAGACACUGAAUGUCAGUGCCGAGAUGUUUUAUUUUAAGGGCAGUGUUUACUUGGGAUUGCCUGCAGGGACUGACUGUACUCACCAGAACAUCUACAGUAAGCUGCAGUUGUUCUGGUGACUUUAGUGUCCCUUUAACUUUACCCUUUUGUGUGUAUGGGGAUCCACAUUUUCUGUAAAGAACAUACAUUAUCUAUGUACUCUCCUAUAUGUCUUCGUCCUUUUUUUUUUUUCUUUUCUGCAGGCUAUUAGCUGCCUGAAGCGUGCACUAUACCUGUCCCCGUUUGAUUGGCGUGUUCUGUAUAACCUGGGCCUUGUUCAUCUCAGCAUGCAGCAGUAUGCCUCCGCUUUCCAUUUCUUGAGCGCAGCUAUAGCCCUUCACCAUGGCAAUGCAACACUGUACAUGCUGCUUGCAGGUGAGCAACACGUCCCAAUCUUGUGGCCAUCUGCAAAAUGUCAAUCAGGUUUGUCUACUUUAUAUCAACCCACUUCCUUUUUCUAAAGUGGCUCUCACCUACCUGGAUGACACAGAAAAUGCCAAGAACGCGUAUCAACAGGCUGCAAGUCUGGACCAGUGAGUGAAAAUAUAUUGCCAAAACUGUUUGGCUAUUCUAUGUCAUGUUCAAUCUCCAUCUCUCCCUUAUACCUUAACCUUUUGCGCUGUUUUGAUUGUUUCCUUUCUUGCAGACCCCCUCUUCCUUUUUUUUUUCUCUCUCCUCCAAUGCACCUUACACAGCGAAUGCUUUGCUUUCAGUGUUAUACUGAAUAUGUGUAUCCUCCUUUAUGCGUUUCUUUUUUUCCCCUCAAACUUCUACUCAGGACUGACCCUUUGGUGAACAUGAAUUUUGCUAUACUGCUAUAUAACCAAGGAGAUAAAAAGGGAGCGAUGAGUCAAUAUCAAGAGCUGGAGCGUAAAGUUAGUGCUCUCAGAGAGACUUCAGCAGAAUUUGAUCCCGAGGUGAGGAAUGGACACAUACGUUAUAUUAGAAGUGUUUAUUACAAGGCCUGAAUGACCAUAACUACGUGAUGGAACCUGGUAAUCACUCCUCUUCAGCCAAAGUGAUGGUUUUGAUCAGUGACUACAUGAAGUGGGAAUGAAGGCCUCACAGCAGCUGUAACACAUUGUGAUUUUUCAAUAUAAUUUGGUUGAUGUCGCCAAUAUUUUCUAAGUCCAUUUCCCCAAGCAAUUUCUAUUUCUGCCUUCAUCUGUUAAAUUAAUUAGUAUGACUAAACCUGGGCAGCCCCCCUAAUCUAAAUUUGCCCCACUUCUUCCUGUCAAGGCUGCACCUCUUCCUGAUUAAGAACCCAACCCUAGAUUCCACUUUUUCUUACUCCUUUUAAAGGGAUACUAUAGUGCCAGGAAAAAAAAGCUGUUUUCCUGGUACAUGCCCCCAUGCAGUUUUCUGAGAAACUGCAAUAAUUACACUUACAAGGUUAAAGGGACUGGGACACUGCACCCAGACCACUUAAAUUACCUGAAGUGGUCUGGGUGCCAGUAGUGCCCAUUUAAGCACACACUCUGACAGUCACACACGCUCAAUGACAAACACACAGACGUCACUGACAAACACAGACUCACUGAUUUGACACACACACAUUCACUGACUGACACACACGGACAGACACACACACAUAGACAUUACUGACAGACACAAACUCACUGAUUUAACACACACAUUCACUGACACACACUCACUCAUUAACCGAUACACACAAACACUGACACACUCAAUGACAGACUCUUACUGAAUCGAAAAACACACACAUACACUCAUAUACACACACACUCCUACACUCACAAAUUAUUACAAUUAUUAUAAAUUAAAAUUCUCCACCCAGCCUCCUUACCUGGAAACCUAGCAUGGAUCUGUCCCAGCGUCAAGUGGGGCUGCAGGGAGGAAUGCGGCUGUGUUUGAAUAAGGGCAGCGAGGGAGCUGUGAUUUUCCUGCUCUGCUCCCUUGCGCCUCGCAGGCUGUCUACUGAUGCCGGGAGCUGGAAUGACUUCAUUCCAGAUCCCGUGGCAUCAGCAAACGGCGCGCGAGGGAGCAGAGCAAGGAAAUCACAGCUCCCUUGCCGCCUCUGAUUCGAACACAGCUACACACCUCCCAGCAGCCCCACUGGACCCUAGGGACAAGGGGAACACCAGGGAAGCCCUAGUGGGCGUUUGGGGGCGGCAUUUUUUGCUACCAUCUACCAUCUUACAAACCUUGGCCACGUUGUCUUAUUGUUAAAUGUAACCUGUAGAAAUGAAUAUUUCCUAAUAGUAAUAAAAAGAUUUCUUAAUAAUAUAUCAAACUUAUAAAUAUUAUAUUGUCCAUGUUGAUUUGGAUGUUAUAGAUGGUUGAUAUGGCACAGAAGUUGGGAGCAGCUUUGCAGGUUGGAGAGAAUCUGGUUUGGACCAAACAGACAAAAGACCAAAAAGCAAAACAACGGACGGCAACAAAAGGACCUGGCAUCGAACAAACUCCCCUGGGUUCCAACCAGGCCUUGGGAAGAGCAAUGUCUUCUGCAGCGGGAUAUGCCAAGGCCCCUGGCCUUCCAACAGGUGAGAGCCUCAAAGGUGUAAAAUGAUUGAUUAUAACACUCUGUAACAAUAGGGACGCUUAGGUUUUUAAAAAUAUUGUACUCUGUGUUUUCGUGCACUCCUAUAUAUGAAAUUCUGCUUGUCUUUUUUAGGAAUUAGUGCUCCUCUGGCCUCUAAACCUCCCUCUUUGCCGCUGGAACCAGAAGAUAGUGCAAACUCUGCUUCUGUCCCCCAAGACUUCAGGAGAGGUCCCAGCUAACUGAUCGAGAACUACCCCGAGAAGAGGAAACCCCAGAAACACGUAGACAGAUACUCAGUAGGAAUUAAAUGACUCUUAAUAGGUAAAAUUUCACUGAGAUCUCUAAGUCUAUAUCCAGCAAGUAAUAGCGAUAGAUGCAAAACCCCUGAGAUCUAUAGUUGGUAUAUUCCAGCGGCAGAUAUUGGCUAUGUUAUGAAGACGAACUUGUGAUAAUAUACUAUUCAAGCUAAUAGCCUAUAUGGCUGGAUUAGGUGAUAGAACACAUCAGACUUUACUGCAUAAACUUGCCUCCCAGAAAAGCUGGACUUUGGUGACCUAGCUCACUGGUUUGUGUUCAAGAAAGUAAUAUAUAUUGCUUUAUAUAGUUAUGGAGGAGCCGUGUUGUUAUAUUGUUAGGAGUAUAAAUUAUUUAUGUUUUUAAGUUCCCCUGUUGUGAAGAACAUGACUUGGUGUAACAUUAAAGGGAAUCUGUGCGUGAUGGGCAAUAUUUCAAAUAUGGCAGCAUGCCACAAGAGUUAUCUGGAGCCAAUGAAGGUUCACCCUGCAGUUACCGUAACCGUUUCUGGAUAUUGUCUGUUUACUUACACAUAGCAGUCCACAUGGUUCGGUGAUAUUGACUAACUUCAGGCUUACACUCCAUGCAAUGAUCCAUAUAACGAAAUCUGUAAUUCGCAGAAAAGAUAUUCUUAAUGUCUAACUCCUAAUAUCCUAUAGUUUGGAGGGUUUUUUUUUUUUUCAUUCUAGAGAGAGUUGUGAAAAGGGAAUUUAGGAAAACUUGUUUUUUUACAUGGGCCCCAUGUGAACCUUGUUGGAAGGACGAAAUUACUGUUUCUGUCUUGAGCUUCUUCUAUUGAAAGUUUGGAGUAGCAAUUCAGCCCAGUCCACAACCUGUCCAGUGUUUGUGAGUAUCCCUGUAGGAACAGAUUUGGGAAAUGUCCAAAUCCUGGAUUAAUGUGUUCUUUAUGGACUGUGUUGGAAACAGUGGUCAAGAAGCUUGGCAGCCCAUCACCUCUUCAAGGAAGCUAUUUUAAAGUCCAUCGGUCAGGCACAAAUGACAUUGGAUCACUUUAUAAAGAACACGUUGUGCUAGCCAAACCACUGCACGUUGCAUGGACAACAUUUUAUUCAUAGAGAUAAAAAAAGUCAAAUGACACCCCAUUGUUGGGUAUGGAGUACCUCAUUUGCUGUGUGCGUGGGGGGCAUAUUCACAUCUGUUGCAGAGACCAUCUUCUAAGAGGCAGAAGAAAGAUUCAAGCAAAUAUAUCUCUGAUCUCUACUUCUUGACGCUUAUACCAGUACUUCCUGAAGCUGAACUUCUCGUCCACUUGUUUUAUGAAUGACAGAUUCACAUUAUUCACUGAUAAGGACUGCAGUAAAUGUACUAAACAAUUAUUAUUAUAUAUAAUACUCAUUGUCCAUCAAACUGUUUCCAGUUUUAAAAGAUCCACGAGAGGGCGCUCAGCUCCAAGAGAGUGCAAUGUAGUCAUUUCAGUGCAUUUUAAUAAAGCUUUAUUUUAUUAGC